Messenger RNA from Mugil cephalus (flathead mullet), 560 nucleotides. RefSeq names its product gamma-crystallin M3-like. Gene Ontology annotation, biological process: lens development in camera-type eye; visual perception. The transcript has 3 exons. NCBI's taxonomy places the organism in Eukaryota, Metazoa, Chordata, Actinopteri, Mugiliformes, Mugilidae. The coding region runs from base 1 to 555 and encodes 184 amino acids. Gene Ontology annotation, molecular function: structural constituent of eye lens. The record is from RefSeq and is a predicted model, not a curated record.
AUGGGCAGGAUCAUUUUCUACGAGGAGAAGAACUUCCAGGGGAGGUCCUUUGAGUUCAGCAGUGACUGCUCGGACAUCCACAUGCACCUGAACCGCUGCAACUCCUGCAGGGUGGACAAUGGGUGCUUCGUAGUGUAUGACCGCCCAAACUUCAUGGGUAAUCAGGUCUUCCUGAGGAGAGGCGAGUACUCCGAUUUCCAGCGUAUGGGGAGCAUGAUGGGCAUGAUGGGCAUGGCAAUGAUGGAUAGCAUUCGCUCCUGUCGCAUUGUCCCAAUGCACAGGGGACAGUUCAGGAUGAGAAUCUACGAAAGGGAGAACUUCGGAGGCCAGAUGCAUGAGCUGAUGGAGGACUGCGAGUCCCUCCAGGAUCGCUAUUACAUGUCUGACUGCCAGUCCUGCAACGUGAUGGACGGCCACUGGCUGAUGUUCGAGCAGGCCAACUACAAAGGGCGUAUGGUGUAUGUGAGGCCUGGAGAGUACAGGAGCUUCCGAGACAUGGGAUUGAGCAACGUAAUGAGAAUCAGCUCCGUCAGACGCGUCAUGGAUGUAUGCUGAUUGCC